This is a messenger RNA of Zea mays, 4021 nucleotides long. Its product is annotated as protein indeterminate-domain 16. The transcript is spliced from 3 exons. NCBI's taxonomy places the organism in Eukaryota, Viridiplantae, Streptophyta, Magnoliopsida, Poales, Poaceae. Gene Ontology annotation, molecular function: DNA-binding transcription factor activity. Gene Ontology annotation, cellular component: nucleus. Bases 603 to 2159 code for a protein of 518 amino acids. The record is from RefSeq and is a predicted model, not a curated record.
CACACCCUCCCUGCAUGAUGCAAUCCUAAAGAAAGCUGCUGAAACCUAAAGCUGGUAGAAAGCUGCCUCCCCUCCCCCCUAUGGUGUUGUCUGUGUAGCAGCAAAGCCAAAAAAACAACACUGCUCCUCCAAAGACCUUUUCCACCCUCACUCUCUCUCUCUCCUCUCCCCUCUCCUCGCCCUCUCUCUCUCUCUCAAAUUCAUUCCUAGCUGUACCCACAUCUCUCUCCCCCGGCCCUUUUGUUUUGUUUAUUCACAACUCUCCUCCGUCCUCGCUCUCAUCUGGUCCGCACUCCGGAGGAGUGAUUUACCUCCCCCUCCGGCCUCCAAUCUUAUAUAGAGAUGCCUCAAUUCCAUUGCCCCAUUCCCAUCGCCUGACCUCCAGCUCCAGGCUUUUGAAUUGUGAUCGUGAGAGCAAGUAGAACACGGAGAGAUUUGUUUGCACAGUUGCAGGAGAGAGGAUAUAUACAGGGAGUCGGUUCUUUGGUUUGCUGAUUUGCUUGGGGUGGCAUUUUGUUACCCAACCAAAGACUGAUCUAGCGAGAAGGAGAGGCACACAAGUGACGGCAGUGCCGUGCGCGCGGCGCCACCCCCACCACACCAUGUUGAGUUCUUGCGCGCCAACGACGGCCUUUCCGCCCCCAGAGGCGGGGGCCGCCGCGCCACCGGAGCCGUUCCGGUCUCUGCAGAUCGCCACGACCACCAGCGCCGCCGGGGCCAAGAAGAAGCGGCGUCCCGCCGGCACUCCUGACCCCGACGCGGAGGUGGUGUCGCUGUCGCCGCGGACGCUGCUGGAGUCGGACCGGUACGUGUGCGAGAUCUGCGGGCAGGGGUUCCAGCGCGACCAGAACCUGCAGAUGCACCGGCGGCGGCACAAGGUGCCGUGGAAGCUGCUGAAGCGGGAGGCCGGGGAGGCGGCGCGGAAGCGCGUGUUCGUGUGCCCGGAGCCGAGCUGCCUGCACCACGACCCCUCGCACGCGCUGGGCGACCUCGUCGGCAUCAAGAAGCACUUCCGCCGCAAGCACAGCGGCCACCGCCAGUGGGCCUGCGCCCGCUGCUCCAAGGCCUACGCCGUCCACUCCGACUACAAGGCCCACCUCAAGACCUGCGGCACCCGCGGCCACACCUGCGACUGCGGCCGCGUCUUCUCCCGGGUGGAGAGCUUUAUCGAGCACCAGGACACGUGCAACGCCGGCCGGACGCGGGCCGAGACGUCGUCGUCCCCGGCUAGUGGUGGUGGCUACGGCGGCGGCACCGGCGCCGGGUUCUGCGUGGCCGCAGCUGCCUCCACGUCCCAGCAACGUCACCUGCAUGCCGCCGCCGCCGCGGCGGCGGCGUUGUCUCGGACGGCGUCUAGUGCGAGCCCAUCAAGCGGCGGCGAGUUUGGGGUGAGCCAGCAGGUCGCCUGCUGGCCUGGUCCGGCGAUGGCGAGCCCCACGGCCGCCGCGACGUUCCACAGGUUCGACCAGGCUCUGUCGCCUCCGACGCCGCACGAGCGUCCUGGAGGCAUCCACAACCUGGAGCUCCAGCUCAUGCCGCCGCGCGGCAGCGCCGCCAGCUACUACGAGGGGGCUGCAGGUGCAGCUCCUGCAGCUGCCGUCAGGUGCUGCGCCUCGCCGCAUUAUUCGCCUGCUGUACAUGUUCCGCAGCCGGGCGCCGACCCGAUGCGGCUGCAGCUGUCGAUCGGGUUCGGCGGCGGCGACGGCGAGACGUCGGCGCCGGCAGCGGCGGCGAGGCUGAAGGAGGAGGCCCGGGAGCAGCUGCGGCUGGCGAUGGCGGAGAAGGCGGCGGCCGACGACGCCCGGGCGCAGGCGCGGCGGCAGGCGGAGCUGGCCGAGCAGGAGCUGGCGGCCGCCCGGCGCAUGCGGCAGCAGGCGCAGGCGGAGCUGGGCCGCGCGCACGCGCUCCGGGACCACGCCGUGCGGCAGGUGGACGCCACGCUGCUGCAGGUCACCUGCUACAGCUGCCGCUGCAAGUUCCGGGCGCGUGUGACUGGCGGCGGCGCCAUGAGCUCCGAGGUGGCCAGCUACGUCUCCUCCGUUGUCACGGCCGAGGGCGGCGACGCCGAGGUGGACGACGACGACCCGUACCGCCACCACCGGCAGCUCACCGCCGACGACGACGCGCCGAGCCACGCUAGGAUGAUGGACAUCAACUAGCGGCCGGCCGGCGCCCGGCCAUCUCGUACUCGUACGUCAUGCAUGCAACAUUUCUUUCCCUCCUCCUCCUUCCUCCCCAGCUCGCCCAUGCAUGCACUCCUUUCUGGCUAGCAGGCAUGGACGAGAGGCCGUGAUGGAUGGAUCGUGGAUGUGCGAUGUGGUAGCAGCUGCUUGGUGGUGGUCUCUGACUAGAUGUGGUGAUAGUGCAGAGUGCUAGUCUAGACUCUCACGGCCGGCGGCCGGCGGGGAGUCAUGCUUGAGCGCAAAAGUGAAGCUAGUAGCUAAUUACGACGUGCAUGGAAUCUUUCGCUUGUUUGCUUGCUGUUGGACUUUCUUACAAUAACAUUUGUUCGAUCGAUCCGGACUCAGCAGGAGCAUUCCGGCUGCAGCUGGUGCUGUCGAAACCGAGAAAGAAUGCAUGCAUGGCAGCUCUUGUCACUUCUUGUCAUCGUUUCAGCUAAACUAACAUCUCGAUAGAUGCAGUUAGGCUACAAGCCUACAACAGUUUUGCUACUGUGCUACCGGUUUUACGAUUUGUUUUUCUGGUUACACUAUGGCAGCAGGGAAGAGGGAUUGGAGUUGGGUAGUAGGGGUAAAAGGCAUAUAUAGUUGACAUGAGAAGGCAUAUUUUAAGUGUUAACGACAAUGCAUCUCCGGGGCAUUCACGAUAGUAUUGCAUGUUUUUGUGUGCGUUGGGGAGUCUAUGUAGCAUCUCCAACAACGCGACCUAGAAAAAUAUCAUAUAAUUUAAAAGGAGUAUAUUUUAUAAAAUUUAGGGCACCAACAAAACAUCCCGCUCCAACAGUAAAGUCUCAAAUCUAGAUUAUAGGACAACCCAGUAUAUUUGAGGCACUUAAUAGGCUGCUCUAUAAUUUUUUGACCAAAUUUUAUGAAAUGAGGCACUGUUGGAGUAUUUUUUUCCCUACGUAUUUCAGUUUGAUGCACUGAUUUGAGGCAUUGUUGAAGAUGCUCUUAUAGUUAUAGAACAUUGCAAGACAAGGUGAUUUCUCACUAAUUUUGCACAAGGGGAAAAUUCAUGACAUCUGACCUCAACUGAAUGGUUUACCUCUUCAGCUAACAUUUAAUCCACUUCGUUCAUAUACUCCAACCACUUAAAUUCAGGGGUAUUUUACACCAUUUAGGGCUAGUUUCGAAACUUAAAUCCCCUUUGAUUAGAGGGGAUUGAGAGGGAAAUUAAUCCAUUUCCACUUCAAUCCCAUCCAAUCCUAAGGGGAUGAGUUUCCAAACUAGCCCUUAACACUUAUUUGAAUACACCUAUAUUAAUCUCUACCCACAUAUGUCAAAGUAGAUUGAGGUAAAACAUUAUUAACUAAUUUUUACCAGAGUUCACUUUAACACACAUAAAUUAAGGUGAAUAUAACCAUAUAGGUGCAUCUAGAAAAACUCUUAGUUUCUUUUGCGAGAAGGCACCACUUAAUUUGUAGAAGGACUUCCCGGAUUUGAAAAAUGUUUUUGGAGAUUCUUUUGGGAAAAAAGAGAAAAGUUACUAGGGCUAGAAUGGGCGUGCCACUACCGCUUAUAGGUACAUAGUUGGAGGCUGGAGCAGUGGGAUGUCUUAAGGGCGUGGAGAAAAGCACUAGUUCAUGAGUCACAGUGUCCUAUUACUAGAUCUAACUAUGUACCAUUCACCAUAAUGUCGAAUAUAGGGAUUCUUUGUUAACCCAGCUCCAGCCUCCAACAUUGUCCUUAAGGCAAUGUGAACUCUUUGGAAGGUGAGAACAAUACAACUUAGACUGUAUAAACAAUACAACAUUGUCCUUAAGGAAAUAAGAACAAUACAACAUUGUUCUUAUUGGACCAUUUGUCAAAUAAAAGGUGAGAACAAAAAAGGAGGUUUAUGA